CUCUCCACUUCCCUGAGACCCUUGACUUCCACGUUGACAAGGGUCUGUCUCUAAACUACUACCUUAGUAUACUGUCAGACGUGUAAGGCUGAGAAGAACACAAGUGCUUCCAUGGAAUUGGUGGAAGAGACCCCAUUAAUCGCAACAGGUGUUGCAUUCAUGUCGAAGCACAUAAUCGGCAAUUCCAUGUGAGAUAUCACGAGUCGGUCCUCCCGCGUGGGAGUGGCCAGGGCUUCUUAAAUGCAGUUCAACAUGGCCGUCCCUUCUAGAGGCGACCCCUGGAGUGCCGCCGACAUGAUCAACCUGUCACCCCCCGUUGACUGCAGUAAGCCGUACGACACGUCCACGCUCGCCGACAAGACUAUCCUCAUCACGGGUGGCGCGUCCGGCUUUGGUGCCGCCUUUGCCCGUCACUGGGCUCGGUACGGUGCCCACCUGAUCAUCGGCGACGUCAACGACCGCGCCGGCGAGGAACUCGUCGCCGAGCUGCGCUGCUCUCCCUUUGCCACCGAGGAUCAAGUCAUCACCUACCGACACUGCGACGUAACCUCCUGGACAGACCAACUCGCCCUCUUCCGAGCCGCCGCCGCUUCCUCUCCAACCGGCUCCAUCGACGCCGUCGUCGCAGGCGCAGGCAUUGUUGAGAAGGACCCUUCCUCAACCGGCGUCUUCGACCUCCCCGUUGCACUCGACAACGAUGAUGCCGCCUGCCCGCCUCCCCCACCAGCCCUCAAAGUCCUGGCCGUAAACCUCACCGGAGUGAUGUACACCACCCACCUGGCACUCUUCUACCUCUCUCUCUCGUCCAGCCCCGCCCGCGACCGCCACUUGCUCCUGAUAUCCUCCAUCGCAGGCCUGUCCCCGCUGCCCGGCCAGACCGAGUACACCGUCUCCAAGCACGGCGUGAUGGGCCUGUUCCGCGUGCUGCGCGGCACGGCGUGGACGACCCGGGGCAUACGCGUCAACGCGCUGACGCCCUACUUUGUCGACACGCCGUUGCUUCCCAAGGCUGCAUUGGCGCUUCUGGCGGGCGGAGCGAAGGCCGAGCUGGAGGACGUGGUCGAUGCCGCGACACGGCUGAUGGCGGAUGAGGAGAUCCGGGGCAGGGCGCUGCUUGUUGGGCCCAAGCUGAGGGUUGUCGACGUGCCUAAUGAUGGUGGUGGUGAGAAUGCUGCGGGCGAGGAGGCUGGGGGCUUCGAAUUCGUCGCAGGGGGACGGGAGCGGGAGGGCGAGAGGAAGCAGGCCGUGUGGGAGGUGUAUGGGCAUGAUUAUGAGCGGGUCGAGGUUUUCGUGUGGAGGUACUUAUCCAUGCUGAAUCUGACGAGGAGGCUGAGGGGAUGGGUAGGGUUGGUGAAGGAUCUAUGGGGGAUAUAUGUCACGGGGUCGCGGAGGACAUGAGGGAUCAUGCCGUGGUUGGUGCGGUGGCGCGGUGGGUAUGGAACGUUU
Molecule: messenger RNA, 1446 nt
Organism: Chaetomium strumarium
Lineage: Eukaryota; Fungi; Ascomycota; Sordariomycetes; Sordariales; Chaetomiaceae
Exons: 2
Coding region: 241-1398 (385 amino acids)
Molecular function (GO): oxidoreductase activity
Source: RefSeq, a predicted model, not a curated record